Phaethon lepturus (White-tailed tropicbird) is the source of this 342-nucleotide messenger RNA. Its product is annotated as nucleoplasmin-like. The annotation marks the transcript as partial. The record is from RefSeq and is a predicted model, not a curated record. The transcript is spliced from 4 exons. Lineage: Eukaryota; Metazoa; Chordata; Aves; Phaethontiformes; Phaethontidae.
AUCUGCUUGGGAGAGAUGGCACAGGACGAGUUCCACGUGGUGGAGAUCGUGCUGCCCGAGGAGGGGGAUGCUCGCUCCCCGGUGCCCCUGGCCACGCUGAAGCCCUCCGUGCUGCCCAUGCGGGGGGCUCAGCCGGCCUCUCCCGCAGUGAUGCCCAACCUGUCCUGGGACGAAGGGGAAGAAGAAGAGGAGGGUGCUGAGGAAGAGGAGCCAGCAGAGGAGUCCCCUGAGAAGCCCCCCAGGGGCCAAGCUGCCAAGAAGGGCAGCGCCGCUAAGAAGAGGAGGCUGGAGAAGGAGGAUGAGCUGAACAACGUCUCCCCCGAGGAGCCCCUUCCCAGCAAG